AUGGAGGCGGCACAUGAGGUGUCACUGCUGCAGAUGCAUGAGGGGAGGAGCUCAGUGGAGACUCUUCAUACAGGUAUUUAUGAACAGCUCAUAAGUGGUGAAGUAUGGCAGGUGAAGAUGUUCAUGUUGCAGAUGCCAAGGAUGAGUUGUGGAGUGUGCCUGCUGGGGGUGCUAUGCUGCCUGCUGAUCAUGCCAGCCUUGCUGCAAGCCUCGUCUCUGAUGCGACUCAACAAAGAUGCAGUCAGCAUUGAGUCGGCCAAGGCGCACGGGUUCUUGACUCAUUCUCGAGCCAAGAGGAACAUGGACCCCAAGUGGUACAGAGGCACACCUGACUUCCAGUCCUACUACCGCUUCUACACCAGCAUCGGACAUAUUGAAGGAAUCUAUGAGAUAGACAGAAUCCGGAUGCUGUACCAGCAGAUGCGCCACUUGGAGCUCACCUAUGGCCCGGAUGCCUCCAGCUACCAAAGUGUCUUAGGUGUACAGACCACCACUGCAGCUCCUACUACCGCCACCCAGCCUCCCACCACCCCAGCUCCUACAUCUGACCCUCUGGAGCAUGCUCAGAGGAUCUACCUGUGCCACCCCAAAGACCCUCUUUGCAAACCUCAGAUUGUCUACAUGCCCACCGGGGCCGUGGUGGUGCUGUGCGACCCACGGCACAACCCGGCCUGCAGGCCCAGAACGGAGGAAGAGAUCAAAUCCGCUGCUCCUCAUCCUCCUCAACAGCCUCCAGCUCCUCCCAAAAAGUCUGCUCCACCUCCUCCCAUCACUGUGAAACAAAUGGACUACCACUGCGACCCUUACUGGGAUCCCGAUUGCCUCAUGGACUACCCCCUCAGUCCCGUGCAGGACACCACGGAGCCUGUUGAAGAGAAGGCGGUGAACGAGGACGACGCAAACGCUGAGGAAAGCGUGCCUGCAGGAAGCACCAAGAAAGAAGACAACAACCCUUACUUUGACCCCUAUGAUUUUAAACGUGACCUCUAUGACCCCUCCCACUUUGCCAAUCCAGACCCUGAGGAGCAGUAA
Messenger RNA from Entelurus aequoreus (snake pipefish), 1032 nucleotides. RefSeq lists its product as uncharacterized. The transcript is spliced from 6 exons. Lineage: Eukaryota; Metazoa; Chordata; Actinopteri; Syngnathiformes; Syngnathidae. The record is from RefSeq and is a predicted model, not a curated record. Bases 1 to 1032 code for a protein of 343 amino acids.